AUGCAGUCUGAAGAACACUCCAACGGUCAGAAUGGGCUCGAUCCCCUUUCAGCCUCUUCCGGCAAUGCUCGAUCAUUUGGCGGCGGGGUGCAGGAGGGGGUCGAAAAUCAGCAUCCUCUUCCGGAGCUCAAUGUUGGUCUAUCGAUGACACAGGAAUUGCAGUUCCCUAGUCCUCUGAUCAAACUUGGUUCCAAUGAUACUUCAACCAACUUGGCAUUUGGCCGAAAGCCGAGGCGACACCCACUGAGACCUCACCGGUCGAAGCCCUUGACUCAAGCAGACCGCCCAUAUCUGACUCAUCCCAAGUACCUGGAAUAUCGAUCACGGCCUAGGCAGGAUAUCGGGCCGGACGGAAAGCCAAUCUGGCCUGAUCGCAUUGAGGCUGCUUUUCAGAAUGCAUUAGUACACAUCAAGCCAAUGGGACGGAAGAAAUGCUCUCAGCGCGGAAGACCCUAUGGACGAAACAUGCUCAUUGCAGAGUGGAUCUAUCGGGAGACUGGUGAGGUUCGUGUACGCAAGCAAGUUUCUAGCCACAUCCAGGUCCUCGAUCGAUUCCUCAAAGGAAUACCAGAAUGGGAUUGCUUGAUCAAGCCCGGCGAUGACGAAGAUACCAGCCCAAUCGAAGGGCGCAAGUUCUAUCAUAAUUCGAUUGAACACAUGGUCAACGAACAAAAGGCUAUAAAGAGCGAGAUACACCAACAAGGAGAAUUCCAAGCAGAUGAUCCAGUGGACGGGGAUACUCCUAUGCAAGCAGUUAGCUCAGACAUCAUCCAUCUCCAAAGAUUGACUUUCGAGAUGUGGGUCAGUCAACCCGAUGACUGGGAGCACGCCUUGCAUCACUAUACUCGACUGCAACCCUUCAAACUGGAGCCUCUUGCUUUGGAGGAUGUUCCCGGCUGGCAGGCGGCGUUUCCUCACCUUCCGCCCAUCAUUGAAACUUGGACGAAUGGGAAUCAAUGCGAGCUGAUACUACUCAACGCUAGCUUCCAGCUAAUGGAGGACUUUCCUCCUCGGCACUCCAAGCUCGGGAUCGGCCUGGAACUGGAUUUCCUGGAUCAGCAUUGGUCGGCAACAUCACACUUGGACGACUUGAAAGAUUGGACCUGUGUUACUCACAUGUACCGCGAUGGCCUUGAGAUCUCCGCACCGACCCACGAAGAAUGCCGGGCUUCUGGUCCAGGCAAGAUUAAACCAUUCUUCCAGUCAAGAUGGUGGGCCACCUCAUUCACAUCACUUACAGAAGCCAAAAGACUGGCAGAAGAGUCUAAGGACUUGGGAGCUAUCGAACUUGCGCAUCAGCUCUCUAGUAACUUUCUCGGCGGUCUGACCAUCAUGCAGGAACUAUCUGCACUUGACACCAGGCCUGGGCGGUAUGGCGAGAAGUACACUCGAAGGUCGCGGCGAAGAACGGCUGUUCUUCUCUGGAGAUUCUCUCAGGCUCCUCUCGGGAGCGGCGGGACAACCACCUGGCAGUCUAUAUGGGUGCCUCCUUUGAACAACCUGGCCACGACCAGCACCGUACCAUCCGCCGAAAUGGGACUGCCGCCAUUGUCCGUGCAUUCCGUGGAUGACUAUUCGCCUAAUGCUGUCUCUUUUGACAGCAGCAGUCAGUUCCUGUCACAAAAUAGUCUCCCGUACCAUAUGUAUCUGGGGCCGAUGGACGAAGAACUCUGUCAGGAUGGAUUCAUGGCAUUCAAGCCUGGUCCGGUUGCGGACUCGGGGCAUCUAGGAUCGUCAUACUCUUUCCCAUCGACUCAAGGGUUUCUUCCAAGCUGUGAGCUCGGCUCUCUGACCUCAAAUCUCGACAUAGCUCAUAGCAAUCUGCACGCUGUUAGUGGCAAUGGAGAUGACUCCAUGGAGUCGGCCAAUGUCUUCGAGCUUCCUGAGCUGGAGGGACACAUGAACGCCCAGUCAGACACAUCCUCCAUGAAAGAGCCGCGGCAUCCAUUGACAAGAUUCAAUAUUCAGACUCACCAAGUAUUGCAAGAACAGCUUGGCUCUGAGGAUCACAGUGUGACACAGCCGCUGCCUGACAUUGAACCAGAUUCCAAUUUGCCGCCCUCGGGAACAACUGAUGAGCAUUCCUGGAACGAAUUUCACCGGGAAAAUGGCUAUUCAAACCUUUCAGCGGAAUCGCCGCCGACCAAACUCCCAGUUCCGUCGUGGGUAUCCAUUGACGAGCAAGACCAAGCCCUGCAUUCAGCCCUGCUAGCAGCAUGCGCCAUGAGCGAUCUAAGAGUACCACCCCAGGGGACACCACCAGGUCAUCGAGGACAUGGCAAUUGCAAACUUGAGUUGCCCGAUGAACCUCAAUGUGGGUCACCAUCGAUGUUCCGGCCCACACUGCAUAGCCAUCACAGUUUUCCUGGCAUUCGGAGCAUGCAAGGUACGAAUGGUGAAAGUUGUGGGCUGCCAUUCGAUGAGCACGAUGGUGCACAUGGGCUAGCUUUGCUACAAUCCCAGCUUCGUCAGAACGGGGAAUGUCAGGUCUUCGCAUCAAUGGUACCAGACGAGCUUCACAGAGUGGGUGGUAGCUACAGUGGUGGUACACGAGGCCUACCUCGCGCUCAGAGUGAACCUGACCCUGGACCCAUGAGACUGGCGGUCCCGACCCCUGCGGUGGGGUCAGGUCUGAUGGAGAUCAAUCAGAGACACCACGAGACUGAAGAGAUGGAAGAGAUCUUGCGAAGUCGGCACCAAGGGGAAUCCCCAGCUGCCCUCGACUGA
Messenger RNA from Capronia epimyces CBS 606.96, 2727 nucleotides. RefSeq lists its product as uncharacterized. The coding region runs from base 1 to 2727 and encodes 908 amino acids. Lineage: Eukaryota; Fungi; Ascomycota; Eurotiomycetes; Chaetothyriales; Herpotrichiellaceae. Gene Ontology annotation, biological process: regulation of transcription by RNA polymerase II. The record is from RefSeq and is a predicted model, not a curated record. Gene Ontology annotation, molecular function: DNA-binding transcription factor activity, RNA polymerase II-specific; RNA polymerase II cis-regulatory region sequence-specific DNA binding. Gene Ontology annotation, cellular component: transcription regulator complex. The transcript is spliced from 3 exons.